Molecule: messenger RNA, 2910 nt
Organism: Haliotis rufescens (red abalone)
Lineage: Eukaryota; Metazoa; Mollusca; Gastropoda; Lepetellida; Haliotidae
Product: leucine-rich repeat-containing protein 15-like
Exons: 3
Coding region: 834-2612 (592 amino acids)
Cellular component (GO): voltage-gated potassium channel complex
Molecular function (GO): transmembrane transporter binding; potassium channel activator activity; voltage-gated potassium channel activity
Source: RefSeq, a predicted model, not a curated record
CACGACCUUCCCAAUUAAAAAAAUAAAAAAGUUGAAAUCCAUGCUAGUCCCUUAUGUGCCUACAAAUUCUCUCUCGUUCAAAUAUUAAACAAACAAUGGUUACUUUGUGGCUUUGAGUUUCCUAUUCAUGCAUAGAGAAGUCAUGAUACACGUUUAAUAACAGCAGGGAGAACCUUGUACUACUUGAGUUACAGGCAUGUUAUGAACUAUAUAUCCUGCCUACACCGCCCUAUAUAUAUAGCCUUGUUAAAUAGGUCAUGUGAAAUCAACGGGUGUACAUUUCCUGUCACACAGAACUCAUAUAUCGAUUGUGACAGAUUUUCGAAACUCACUGAGUCUAACAAGGUUAUCACCCACACCUACAGCGGGGCGAUUGACGGGUGAAUAUUAUUUGGUAAAUUUGUAACAAGUUUCCUAUUGUUGCUCUGUCCGUCCUUUGACAUCCGCACAAUAAACCCUGAUUCCCUAAAUAUUAUUUGACAUAAACGCAUUGAAUGCGAAAUUGACAUGAUGUCUUUUGAUGUCAUUAUGGUCGAGGAUUCACCCAUCCAUGCAUGGCUGGCUAUUGUGACGGGACAGUUUGGAUUGUUGUGGUCGGAGAGGAUAUUGGCUCUGAAGCAUUGUGGUUUGAGGCUAUAACUUUGGUGAAAGACUUUGGAACAAGAGUAAGUUCAGAGGGGUCGUGUGGAUAACAGAGCUUGGACUAUCAAGGUCAGAACUGAGGCAUCUCAUCCAAUCAGAUCUAAGGAUACUUGCAGCUAUGUUGACGCCUACCCUGCCCUAGUGGAGAUGGCACACACCAUGAUAUACUUACAGCAUAGGUGAGAUGGAAGAUGAAUGGAAGUUUAUCUCCCGUUUCCAUGGAUACUGGGUUGCUGUUGCUAGGCAUCAUGGGGUAUGUCACCAUGGCAACGGCGUGUCCAACGCUAUGUCAGUGCAAUUUGGACUACUUUGUGUACUGUCGAGGGAUCGGCCUGAGUGACGCCCAGCUGCAGACCGUGAUGACAGAGAUGCCCAAAAGAGUCCGGCUCCUGGACUUCGGAUACAAUCAAAUCUCCACGCUCCCUGCAGGAAUAUUCUCCAACCUGCCAAACCUCCGAACAUUGAACCUAGAGUCCAACAAGAUUAACAAUCUCCCAAACGAAGCCUUUCAGAAUCUACCCAUUCUGGAGGAAAUAUAUUUGAAUAAUAACGUUCUUCACCAAGUCACAGCAUCACCAUGGAGAAAUAUACGCCAUUUGAAGAAAAUUGAUCUAGCCGACAAUUACAUUGAUUUUUUAGACUCUGGAGCCUUCACAUCUCUCACAAAUUUGACAAGUUUAAGUUUACGAAGCAAUCAAAUUGGUGCGAUUGAAACAGGAACGUUUGCAGGUUUGUCGUCUCUCAGUUUGUUGGAUGUUUCCAAUAAUGUGAUUCAUCGUGUGGCAAAUGAAAGUUUUUCUGAUUUGGAAAAUCUGCGGACAUUGGAUCUGUCGUACAAUAUGUUGACAGACAUACAUUCUGGAAUGUUUGCAGGGUUGAGUCGUCUGUCAAGUCUUGUUUUAGACUUCAACAAAAUCUCUGAUCUCAGUAGAAUAUCAACAUCAGACUUCUAUCCCAGUUUGGUGAAACUGUAUGUGUCGAACAAUGAUCUCACCGCUGUUCCUGGAAACGUAUUUGUGAAUUUUCGCAAGCUCAAAGAAUUGUGUUUGAAUAAAAACAAAAUUACAUUGAUUCCGAGAGGAGCCUUCCUUGGUCUUGACUUGGAGAAACUGUCACUCUCGGACAACAAAUUAACAAGAUUACAGCGCGAUAUGUUUCAGCAGGUUCGGAGGAUCCGAUAUUUGGAUUUUAGUCAUAAUAAAAUAACUUCACUCAGUACUGGAGUUUUUGACAGUUUUCGGGAAACUAUUCUCGUGUUGCAGCUUCAAGAUAAUGAACUUGUGUAUGUUGAUCCUGGUCAUUUCCGAGGGAUGGUUCAUCUGCAGUGUUUGAAUCUCUCGAAAAAUUCCAUUAACAUUAUCAAAGAUGGAUCUUUCAGUGACAUGCGUGACCUUCAAGAUCUGGUGCUCUCUGAAAACGACCUUGAGAGGGUCACACCUGGAAUGUUGGAGGGUCUCUCCCUUCAGAGACUGUAUCUCGUUUGUAAUCCGUUGCGACACUUUGUCGGAUUCCGGUACGACGAGCAAAACACGAACCCGAAAAGGAUUCACAUGAAUUUGACAGUUGUCAGUGAGUCAGACUCCAUUGUGAAGGUGCAGUGGCCAUAUUCGUCAGGUUCACAGAUCUACUGGACUUUGAAAAUCGUGUGUUUGAAUGAAGAGGUGUGUUCGGCACCGCCGAAAGACGAAUACCUUGCUCCGUUCAGAACGGACCACGUGGUGCGAGGUCUGUCCGCACUUUCGGACUACUAUGUGUGUAUAAACCCAGUGUUCGUGAACACAGGUGUUCACAUUGAGCAGUGUAUCCAUGUGAGAACUCAGAGGAACGCCUUCACAACCAGUUCCAGUAUUGUGGCGACAGAACAACUGUCUUCUGGGAGCCAAAUGGCGCCCGCUAAGGCGACAUGGGUGAUACCAGCCAUCAUCGUGGCAUCAUUUUCAGUAUUACGAAAUAAUGCCUUCAGUCAAUGAAUGAGUACAUGCAAUAUUAAAUAUAUGAAAUGAAUUUGCGUGUGGAGUUGUGUCCCUUGGAAAUCUGCUGGUAUUUUUUUCAAAAUUAAAUAUUUGCCCUGAUUAAUAAGAUGAAUAUCCUCGGCAAAUGUCAGUUUUUUUACAUUCAUUUGACUACAAGCAAUAAUACUUCAUAGGUAACUGAAAUACUGUUCAAAGCAACCCCACAUCUCACUCACUCACUCACUCACUCACUCACUCUUGUCAUAAGAGGCGACUAACGGGAUCAGGUGGUUCGGCUUGCUGAUUUGGUUGAUGC